UCCGUCUUCCGUGUUGUCGACAGUUGUGCGCCGUGCGGCGGUCGUGUGUGUCGUGGCAUAUCGCGUAACGUCCUCGUCGUCGUCGUCGUCGUCGUCGUCGUCGUCGCGUUUCCGUUGUGGUCGUGGUUGACGUCAACGUGACUUAACGCUAUCCGCACGCGGGUGCGCGGAACUGCAAAUGCGAGUGCACGUGGCGCAACCACCUUUCGAAAUUAUCGGCGCGUGCCGAUACAAGAUCUGAAAGCGUGUCGCUCUUGGACACCGCCACGACGACCGAUUCUUUGCCACCGAUCCCGCGCGGAUGAUCCAACAUGGCGUCGACCGAUCUGUCGUUCGGCUCUAUACCAGCGUUCUACAGAGAAGUCUACGAGAAGAUCUGCUCGCCCACCAGCGGAAACGUCAAACUCGAGGUGUUCAAGUCCCUCCUGGUCAAAUCGCGGCUAAACGGCUCCAUUGUUAGUCAGAUAUGGAAGUUGGUAGACAGCAAGACGGGUUAUCUCACGAGGAGCGGUUUGUACAAGGGCCUCGCGCUCGUUGCCUUCGCUCAACAGGGAAAACAACCGAGUGACAAGCUUUUGGAAAACUCUGAAUCUCAAGAAUUACCGGUCCCUGCGCUGGGUGAUCUGUCGGAAGUCACGCUUUUGGCACAGAGACUGCACAGAGGUAAUCCCGCCAAGCUGAGUCACACGUACUCGGACAUAUGCAAUCUAGACACCAUCGAAGUGAAUCUCGUUCCCGAGAAGAAGGGUAUCUUUCUCAAGCACGUCGAAUAUCAAGUCACCAGCAAGGUAUCGUACAGUAGAUUCAAUUCUGUGGUCUACAGGCGUUACAAUGACUUUGUGUCGCUGUACGACCUCCUCCUGGCCCGAUUUCCAUACAGGUUGAUACCCAAAUUACCACCGAAGAAGAUCGUGGGAGCGGAUUCGCAAUUUCUCGAAGAGAGACGGCGCUCUCUCCUACGAUUCCUCACGCUAAUCGCUCGUCACCCGGUAGUGAGCGAGGACCCGAUCGUACAAUUCUUCUUCACGUACACUGGCGAUGAGACGCAGCACAAGAUUCGCGAAGUGUUUAGGCGCGUGCCGGACGAAUUCGCGACGUCGGAGCUGUCGUCCAGAGCGAAGGAACUGGUGCCGCCCGAGACGCUGACCGAGUUUGCGAAUAGUCGCGAUCAGAUUCGCGUGAUACUUCUCGGGAUUUCCCGGUUGAAGCACAUCGCCGAUGGUCUGGCAAUCAGAUCGCACAAUUACGCGGUCGACAUGGCCGAGCUCGGAACUCAACUCAACACUCUAGCUGCGGAACAACACGGUACCGGUGCUUGGAUCACCAGCGGUUCCAGUCUCUGGCAAGACAUGAAGAAAGGCUUCCACGCAAUCUCCAAAGAAUUCAACCUGCUGUCGACCAGAGCGCUCCAACAAGCGGUUAGAGAGGAGACCAUGGUCUGCGAGAGAUUAAAUCUUCUGCUCGACAUUUUAGUCGCACAUAGAAUGUUGUGCGAGAGACACGAACGAGGUGUCAGCGCCGAUCAUCAACGCGCUCUGUCCACGAUGUUGUCCCUCAAGAAACGGCAGAUGCAAGGCGUCAUUCGUGGGACCGACGCCGACACCGUCGAGUAUCUGGAGAACAAGAUGGUAUCCCAAGAGUCGGUGAUCGCCAACGUCGAACUGAGAAAUUGUUUCUCGCUGCUCUGCAUGCACAUGGAGACCCAACUCGUGCACGCGCAUCUCGAGAUACUCGCCACCGUGCUACAGAGUCUCGUGAGCGUGCAGAUCCGCGGCCAUUCCGAGGUAAAUGUCAUUGUUCAAUUCCAUCAAUCGAUUCUCUCGCCAUGUCGAACGAUGUCGUUGUACUUUUCUAUUGAUAAACAUGUUCGUUUCGCAUACGCGGAGAGACGCAAAAAGACUUUGUUGGCUGAAGUGUGGAAACUAAUCGAACCAACGAUAACGAAAUAUUUACCGGAAAAAUUGGCGAGUGGAUCCAAUGGAGGAUAGCAUAAGAAAAUCUUCUAUUUCGUCCCGCGGGAUCGCGGGACCGUGCACGAUCCCUGACUGACAUGACCAUCGACCGAUGUGGAGAAUGUGGAGAAAGAGACUUGCCCGCGCGGUAUUUCCUAGAUAUUUAUCGUCUUGGGUCGAUUAAGCUCUCGUGUAUGUUGUAACGCGUGUUUUUAUACAUUCCUUGUUGAGUACUUAAUAUAUUUUAUGAAUUACCAAUGAUAUUUUGGAUUCUAAUCGUUGUAUCGCUCUGUGUACAUAAAGACUUGUAGGUUGUAUAUACACCUUGUAUAGGCUCCUGUAUCUGAAUACCUGAGCCAAUUGUUAAUAUACGUAUAUACACAUAUAAUACAUAGUACGUACACUCGUACCUACAAUUUUUAACAAACAAAGAACUCGUAGUGUGCAUUUUGUGAUGCACACUUUCGUAACGCGCCUUUGAAAAGUAAUCUGAAAAAUCUUAGGCGCGUAGCCACGUUGAUCGUGGAUGCAAUACGUUUUCUACGUACAAUGUCUCGGAAUUGUACCACACCACACAUCACUCUACGUAAUCGAAUACUCGAUUUUAACAAACUUUUCGCACAAAUUUAGAUUUAUCGACAUUAUUGCCUCUUUUCAGAAGAAAGAUGUAAAGAAUUAAGAAAUUUUCGAAAACCCAGUGUUCAAUCAAGUCUUUUUAUUACGAAAACUUAAUUUUUCUGAUGACUAACAAGCUUUUAAAUGCAAAAAUCGACAUUAGUUCUGAGAUGUUCCGCAUACGAUACUCAUGUUUGUGCAACAUAAUGCUAAUAAUAAAAUAUAUUGUUAUUAUUAAAUUA
Ooceraea biroi (clonal raider ant) is the source of this 2809-nucleotide messenger RNA. Its product is annotated as sorting nexin-8. Gene Ontology annotation, cellular component: early endosome membrane. Gene Ontology annotation, biological process: intracellular protein transport; early endosome to Golgi transport. Lineage: Eukaryota; Metazoa; Arthropoda; Insecta; Hymenoptera; Formicidae. Gene Ontology annotation, molecular function: protein binding; phosphatidylinositol binding. The record is from RefSeq and is a predicted model, not a curated record.